Molecule: messenger RNA, 3429 nt
Organism: Eriocheir sinensis (Chinese mitten crab)
Lineage: Eukaryota; Metazoa; Arthropoda; Malacostraca; Decapoda; Varunidae
Exons: 12
Coding region: 240-3344 (1034 amino acids)
Biological process (GO): proteolysis
Molecular function (GO): serine-type endopeptidase activity
Source: RefSeq, a predicted model, not a curated record
GUUCCUUUGACCGCCAGCGGGCGCUCCUUGAGAAAAAACCCUCGACCACUGGGCAGUGCUAUACAAGCUGCCACCAUGCAAGUCGUGGCUUUGAUGAUAAAGAAAGCGCGAUGAUACGUGAAAAAAACGCUACGGUGUUAAGCCAUUUCAGUUUAAGAUAUUUAGUGAUUCUGCACAGAUGAACUUUUAUUAUUUAUGAAAGCUUUCCUCUGUGCUGUAGUGUCGGCUGAGACAGCAAAAUGCAGUUAAAAGUGUACAAAGUGCUCGUCGUUCUUCAUUUGGCGGCGACUCUCGUUCAAGGCCAAGCCAGCACGAGCAGCGAAUACCGUUUGGUUUUGGCUGGCGGUGGUGGACAGACGCGGGCCAACAAUGUGGACAACGGACUGCCGACAGCAAGGGCUGACGGUGGUGGACAGACGCAGGCCAACAAUGUGGACAACGGACUGCCGACAGCAAGGGCUGACGGUGGUGGACAAACGCAGGCCAACAAUGUGGACAACGGACUGCCGACAGCAAGCGUUGACGGUGGUGGACAGACGCAGGCCAUCAAUGUGGACAACGGAUUGCCGACAACGAGGGCUGGCGGUGGAGGGUCGGGGUGUGAAGACCUAAGCCCUUCUUGCAGCGGUUGGGGAGCGAGAGGGGAGUGUGAAACCAACCCCGCCUACAUGUUGGUCAACUGCCCUGUCACCUGCAACUCCUGCCUGCCCCAGAGUGACGAAGAGUGCACGGACCGCGGCGACCCAGAAGGCUGCGAACUCGCCGCUGCGCUCGGCCUCUGUGAAAUCAACUUUUCCUACAAUCUACGCUACUGCGCAGGAUCCUGCAGCAGCUUCAUCGAGCGAUGCAAGGACGUGGGUACCGGAAAUGUGUCAACCUGCGACGGCCCGCGCACCAUCACCUCCCCUAACUUUGACUGCGGAGAAGUGCCGGAUCUGGAUAACAGACUAAACAAAAUCGCCAGUAUAAGCAGUGCCAAGAGCAACAACCUACCCCAACCUCGCACCCCAUCACAGCGGCGGCGGAGGUUUGGAAGGUCCCCGCGGAGACUCAACAUUCAACUCCCGCAGAGCAGACAGCGUCGACGAAUACCUGAAGAGAAGGAGCCACAGGACGGAGAGAACAAAAAUAAAAGAAGAAAUAAAGAUAAAAAGGAAAAAGGAAUUACAGAUGAUAAUGAGGAGGAGGAGGAGUCUGAGGUGAAGGGGGAGGAGGAGCAUACUGAUAAAGAUGAUCAUGAUGACGAAGAGGAAGAAGGAAGCUGUAACUGUGACGACCGUUGUGAUUGUAAUUUUUAUUGUUAUGAUUGUUUCUGCAAACCGAAAACAACAACGACAACAACGGAAAAGCCUCAUUACCAGCAUCAUCCCGAGAGUCGCCAGGAGCCGUCACUCCCGACGGCGCAAAAGACUUUCCGUACUUUUCCAUUUAGGAGAGGGGUAGGAUUACGGAGGCAAGGCAGGCGAAUCUACAAACACAUUACCACAUGCAAGUGCGGUCAUGAGUGUCGGUGUGCUGACAAAUGCUCCUGUGAUUGUCAUCAGAAACCCCCUGAUCAUACAAAACCACCUCCUACUAAGCCUACACCUUCCACGUUAGCUCCGACUCCAUGCCCUCCCUCCUUCCCCGAAAUCAAGCCCAAUGUCACGGAGCUUAAUAUCAUACACGGUCUCAUUGGCUUCGGUCUCUUCUCAUUGGCUGCCGUGGCGAUAGGAACCGGAGUGGGGGUCGGUGUAGGUGCCGGUGUUGGUGUCCCUGCCCUUUUCUAUGACGAAGAAGAACCAGAGCCACAAAUACCACUCCCACCCGUAGUACUACCACCACCACCACCACCACCACUCCCUCCUCCUCCUCCACCUCCUCCUCCCCCCCCUCCUCCUCCUCCUCCUCCUCCUCCUCCUCCUCCUCCUCCUCCUCCUCCUCCUCCUCCUCCUCCCCCUCCUCCUCCUCCUCCUCCUCCUUCUCCUAUUCCUCCUGAAGUGGUCGCCAGAGCCCUCAUACCGAACUGUGCCUCUAUGGGAUACUUGUACCUGGUAAAGCAUCUGGAGAGGAUCACGCAGCAGAACACCGGUCGUCCGCUGGACUCCGAGGUGUUCGACUUGGUGGAUGCGAUCCUAUUCUGUCAGCACGGCACGAGCGAGCCCCCUCCACGGCUGGCGCAGCCCAUCUACGAGCCCGGUGGACCCGCCGACCUACCCAUACCCCCGGGCUGGCCCGGCGUGACUCACCCCGCGCUGUACAUCCAUUCCAAAGAAAUCCAAGACAAGACCUCGUCCGAGGAACUCACGGAGGAGACGUUUUCCCCGUUAAAUCCUCUUCGUCCUUCUCAAAGGGGCCUCUACCCCACAACCCCUUCAAGCCUGCCUUACCCUUACGUCGCCCAAGGAGUGGUACCCCCUGGAGCUGGUGACGGGCCGGUCCCAGUGGCUCAGCAGACGCUGUUUAUCCGCAACGACACGCAAAAUCAGACACCGUCACCUCCGCCUCCUCAAGAGGGCCGCGCAGUGGAUACCAACCUGAACCCUGGCAUCCUACGAGGUGUGGUAGCCAUUGGAAGUGGCGUGGGCAAAGGUGACGGGCCGAUCCCAGUGACGGAUGGUAAUGAUCGCAACAAGUUUUUUUGUGGUGGAGCAUUGAUCACGCCGCGGCACAUCUUGACUGCUGCUCACUGCGUCAUAACCAAAAGGCCGGAGGUCAUCAGGCUGGGUGAGGAGGACUUCACGCGCAGUACGGAGAGCCAAUCUUUCGACUACCCCGUGGCGCGCAUCGUCAAGCACCCCGGCUACCGGAUCACGACCAAGUACAACGACAUAGCAAUAAUCGAGUUAAAGGACGAGGUGAGGUUUUCGUCAGUGCUAAAACCAUACUGUGUCCCAAACACCAAGCUGGACCUGGAGAACAAAAUAUGCAGAGUGUCUGGCUGGGGCAGACGACCAAACCAACCAUCCUCAUCACUCCUCGUUGAACUGGACGUGACGGUGAGGAACCUGGCCGAGUGCAACGCAGACUACGAGCAGGGCUCUGAUACCUUCACCAGCCUUUUCCCUCGAGGCCUGGACGACACCGUCCUGUGUGCCAGCGGGGACAACGGGAACGACGUAUGUCGGGGCGACUCAGGCGGACCGCUAACAUGGAUAAAACCAGAAAACCUGCGGGAGAACCACGUGGGUGUGGUGAGCACAGGAUACGGCUGCGGGGACCCUCGCUUCCCCAGCAUCUACACCCGCAGCGAUGCAUACGUGGACUGGAUAGAUGACGUCAUCAACAGUCCUUGUAAUCCAGCAAGGCUUCAAGCUGCCCUGGGAGGGACGGAGGAGGCCGAUGCAGUGCCAGCAGGCAGAUGAUAUUUUUUGUUCCAUUAAUUGCUUCUUUCAGAAAAUUUAUAAUUCAACUUUAGGGCAAAUAACAUUAAAAAUUCCUGUGACUACA